Molecule: messenger RNA, 1275 nt
Organism: Marasmius oreades (fairy-ring Marasmius)
Lineage: Eukaryota; Fungi; Basidiomycota; Agaricomycetes; Agaricales; Marasmiaceae
Exons: 1
Coding region: 1-1275 (424 amino acids)
Source: RefSeq, a predicted model, not a curated record
AUGGGCAUCCAUCGAACUAAGUUUGGUCGCGAAAUUGCAAAAAAUGAACAUGGUCGUCAGCAGAGUCGACAUGAUAGAGCUGAUACCAAUGAUGAGCCUAAUCUCAUAUUCUCUUGUAGCAUUACCGAGUUGUCUGGCAAGUGCCUCGACAUCACACCAUACGCUUCUCCUUGCCGGUUUCGCAUGCUUUCUUGUCUCUCUUUAGAACACGAAAAUCGCCUGGAUGUCUUCGAAUUCGACCAGUUACCCUCAGGGGAAUACUGUGCCGUCUCUUAUGUGUGGAGAGGAGUACCGGUUCCCGACUACGUCGACUCCGGAACAUUUACCGUUCGUGGUGCUGAAGAUGGGGAUCCCACUAGCUUGGAUGUGCUUCGGGACAUUGUCUGGGUAGCUGGUGAAGAGGGCAAAAAAUAUCUCUGGUUGGACCGUAUCGGCAUCGUUCAGUCAGACAAGUCUGACAAGGCAUGGCAGAUCAUACAGAUGUUCAACAUCUAUAAGGAGUCUACGUGUAUCAUCGUUCCCGGUGGCCUAGGGAGACUCGCGUUCUCAAAUGAUGAUACGACAUGGAUGGACCGUGCAUGGACCUUACAGGAAGCUCUGGCUCCAAAACGUGACGACGCUAUUGUCCUCUAUUCACAAAACCCUUCCCUGCAAUUCGAAACGCAUGUUGCAUCCCUUUCGUUUAUCGACACCAGGGAGAAACCAUUACGAUCAGGGAGAACAUCUGUACUGGCUGCCUAUAUGACGCUCGAUGAUGUCCUCACGGUCGCGAAAUACUCCAUCCAUCGGCCUUUUGGCUUCAACCAGGCGCACGCUCAACCGCUCAUCGGCGCCCGCAUAACGGGAGUCGGUCAACGUCAAGCCAUCUGGCAAUGUGCUCUCAUGCGUACCUCAUCUCGUCCUGUUGAUAUGAUUUUCAGCGUCAUGCAUUUCUUUGGCAUACUUCUGAAUCCCAAAGAAUUCGAGGACGAUGAUCGGCUAGGAGUAACGGUCAGAUUUGCGCAAGGAUCCUGGAAGACUCACGAAAGGGUGUAUUGGACGACUCGGACCAUUGGUUAUGCGCGUUGUAUUUUAUGGAGACGUCUCAACAAAUGUCCACAUUUCCCUAUGUUUGCCACGAGGUCAAAAUCAGUAUCGGUGGUCCAGAGACUAUCGUUCGGCGUCCCUCUAGAGGUACUUGAGAAUGACUGGAUGGGAGAUUUCCCCGUUUGCUCGGGCGGCAUGAGAUAUUUUGUGGACGCUACUUAUGCGGCAAUGAAGAUGUUGACAGAAUGA